UUGAAAAAUCGAACCCAAGAAAAAGAUGUUUUUACCUGUUACAUAUUACAGGCAAUAUUGUAUUUUGAAUAUUUUAUAUAUUUUUGCAUAUGAUAUGAUCGUUGAUGAUCGUCUUAUUUCGGCUUCAAGAAUCACCUCCUAAAUUUCCCGACACCUGUAGCCGAACAUCCUGUAUAUUUUUAAAUAUUAUAUGCAUUCAUUACAUUUCUUUUCCUUGCAACUUUACAUAAAUGUAUAGAAACACGUAGUGACUAGUGGUAUUAAUCCUAUAUUGAUGUUAUUUCUAUGCUAUUUGAUAUAACACGAUAGCGUAAUUAAUGUGGGUUUUGAGUAUUCAGUGCUUCAGAUAACCGGAGGCCCCGAAAUAUUUCAAGUGCCUUACUACAGCAAACUCGAGCGAUAUAUCCAACUUUUGGGACAAGAUCCGCGCCAUAAAAGUAGCACUAGAAAUAUUAUUGUAGUAAUAGUAGUGACUAGUAUCGUAAGCAUUACUAUCCCAGCGGUAAGAAAAACAAGAUAAUCAUUAUAUAGAAAAGUAAUAAAGCUAACGAUAAGGUAAUGUCAUUAAACAAUUGGGACUUGCUAUCAAUAGACCGCAGAGUUAUUUGCGUCGUUGCAUAACAAGGACAUGGAUGGAGUCAUCGAGUGUCUGCCACACUUUGUCACAUCUUCCACCAGUGCUGUUAAAAUAUUAAAUAUGCAUUUCAACAGGCGAAGUUUUAACAAACUGUUCCAACUUGUGGCAAAACAAUGGGAACAACUGAAAUUAAAUGGCGAAUUGCACGUUCUGGAGGAAGUCGUCAAGCAAGGCAACAGAAUGGCGCACUUUUAUCGUAACACUUUAGUAACUUUUAUGGUAUUGUUCUUGCUGGUGCCACUAAUUUCUCCCAUUCUUGAUAUUGUCCAUCCAAUAAACGGAACUCGAACACGCCAACAACUGCUAAGAGUUAAUUACAUAUUUUUUAACGAUGCCGACUAUUUCUUUUACAUAUAUUUACAAUUAUUUUGGAGCUCUGUCGUUGUAGUGUUCACCAUAAUAGGUGCUGAUUGGUUAUACAUGCUAAUAAUUCAUCACAGUAGUGGAUUAUUUGCGGUUUGUGGACAUCGAGUCCAAAAAGCAACUGUGAAUCCAAACUACUUUACUGGUGAUGCUAUUUCCGAGAAUUACACGUAUGAAAAGAUCAGGAAUUGCGCUAUAAUGCACAAUGAAGCCAUACGAUUUUCAGAUAUAUUGAAAGAAAGCAGUCGGGGUAGUUACUUAAUUCAGGUUGGAUUGAAUAUGUUGAGCAUAAGCGCGACAGCUGUUCAAACAGUGAUAAACUUAGACAGACCGGAAGAAGCAAUACGAAGUGCGGUAUUUUGUGGGGCUUGUCUAUUUCAUUUGCUUUUACUUAGUUUACCUGGCCAGGUGCUAUUGGAUCAUUGUUCUGAUUUAGCAGAUAAUAUG
Molecule: messenger RNA, 1447 nt
Organism: Bombus impatiens (common eastern bumble bee)
Lineage: Eukaryota; Metazoa; Arthropoda; Insecta; Hymenoptera; Apidae
Exons: 6
Biological process (GO): sensory perception of smell; detection of chemical stimulus involved in sensory perception of smell
Cellular component (GO): plasma membrane
Molecular function (GO): olfactory receptor activity; odorant binding
Source: RefSeq, a predicted model, not a curated record